This is a messenger RNA of Saccostrea echinata, 1664 nucleotides long. RefSeq lists its product as uncharacterized. The transcript has 4 exons. The record is from RefSeq and is a predicted model, not a curated record. NCBI's taxonomy places the organism in Eukaryota, Metazoa, Mollusca, Bivalvia, Ostreida, Ostreidae. The coding region runs from base 18 to 1550 and encodes 510 amino acids.
AUGUCUCAUCUCUUUGGAUGAUUGCAUUUCUACUGGCUGUACUCCUUUGUCAAAUAAAUGAAAUACAGGGACAGAAGUAUGGUGUAAAUAACGUGAAGUCAGUCAGCAAACAGUACAACUCUACCACUGGAUUUGUUGAUAUUUCUGUGGAGAUGGUAGCUCCGGAGGCGGGUCUCUCUUUAACUGUGUACUGGCAAAUCAACUCGGGUGUCAUUGGGGUUGAUGAGCCAACAUUUGGGUCCUCUGUGAAGAAAAAUGGAAAACUGACGGUUUAUUCUCUGACUGUGGAUUCAUCUUAUGUAAGAGCGGUGUACUUUACCACCAAAAUUGCUGACCAGACCAGCAGUCUGCGAUUUGAGUCUUUUUCAUGGGGCAAGGAUUAUCCCAGUAAAUCAACUUUCCCUGUACAGUUGCGAAAAUGUAUCUCCAAAUUCUCAGAGGUCUCGUCACCAACUUCAGAUGUCCACGAAAUUAAUGUCGACUUUAACUGCGACCCACCAUUCUCAACAAAUUAUUAUAACUGGCCAAGGGUAUACUGGGGAAUAAAGUUUGGCGUUUAUUUGUUCAACAACACAGAUGAUAAAAUUUUUUAUCAGCCUAUAGAAAAUCACAGUGAAAGAAAAGGUGUGCUACUGUCAAGGAAUCCUCGAAGCACAGGCAAGUUUUCCUCUCGAAGAGCAUCGUUCGAGAUCCCGUCUCGGGGAAGAUCUUUUGACAGAGACAUUGAACCAUCGAAAGAUUUGUCAAAUGAUAAUUCUGUAAAUAGCGAAACUUUAUUAACUAAACACGAGUUAGCAAAUAUAACAAUUGGGCCAACACCCUGGGCAAAGAUUAGCUUUCCAAAAUCAUUUCUGAAUGAGAGAGUGGUAUUCCUGAAAGUCACUUUAGAUGCCCCUCUCAUCCUUGGACUGGGCAUGGUAUUUUCCUCUGUUGAGAAAGUAUCCAUUAGUAAAAAUCUCCCCCCUGAGGUAUACUUGUCAGAAAGUGGAGGGAAAACCUUUCCACAACCUUCAACUGUCACUUGCCAAACAUUUGGGGAAAAUCCUCCAAGAGUAUACAUGAAAAAAGAUGGUAGUCAAAUAAGCAAAUCUGAAAAUAUCUCAAUACAGGAAGUCAGGAGUCCCCUGUUUUCUUCCUCGUAUGUCACAUUUCAUAAGAAAGAUGUACAAAACAGAGAAAUAGAUGGCGAGUACAUCUGUUUCUCUGAAAAUCCAGGAGGUGACAAGAAUGUAAGCACCUUCAAAGUGUACACAGGGCCCACCUUCUUGGAAGAUCUUACAAAGAUGACAGAAAGCAGUUCAAGAGAGCUUAAUCUUCGACUCGUGGUUGAAGGAAAUGGACAGAUGAGGGUAUCCUGUCAUGUUCCAGUGCCAGACCACAUGGUUUUGAUCAACAAAUCAGAGAAAAUAGAGCCAUCGUCUACCAUGUUAAAGAGAAAAGAGGUCACCUUGACCUACAAAUUCCCAGUAGAGGCAGUGCGUCCAUUUGAUUAUUUCUGUAGUGUUUACGAUGAAUAUGGAAAUCACAACACUCGAUACACUCAUUAUUGAUCUUCACAGUAAAAAUUAUGAUAAGAACUUGAAAAGAAACAACAAAUAAAUGAUUUUUUUUAUAGUGCACAAUUUUUCUAGAAUCUCAUUUUUGGUACAAUGUUUAUGAACAUG